CAAUCCAAGUAAAAGCCCACAAAUAUUUUCGAACGCUCCCUUCCUCUUCUCUUCUGUCUCUGCCUUGCGUUGUUGAAGCCGUGGAAUGGAGGACCUCAUGGACAAUGACAAGUUAUAUUCAUCCAUUAAGAUGACAGAGGCUGAUGGGGACUGUUCAUUAGUAUUUGAACUCCCUGAAAAUGAUCCUCUCUUUGAGAAAAAGAAGAAAGUACUACAAGCUAAGGGUUUUGAUACCAAGGAACGUGUAUACUUCAAUAGCAUCUCAUGUUCUAGUUGGACAAAUACUACAUUGGAAAAAAUGCUUAAGAGAGCGAGAAUCAUUCAUUUGGAUGAGGUAGAACUUUACUUUGGUGAAGUUCCUGUAUCUCCAUCUGUAGAAUUUUACAGUCACAGGAAUGAGCUGGAGGCUCUCAAUUCAAUCCUCUCCCUCAUUGAUAUCUCUUGCUCAAGUUGUCAACACACGAGAAUGGACGUCUUGCAAGAAUUAUGCAAUGCAACUCUUGAUAGGAUUCAAGAAGUUGGUGACAAGAACAGACUGGAGACUAGAAUUGUUGAAGACUUGAGCAUUGAAAAAGAGGAGUGUAUAUUACAGUGGGGUGAAAGAAACGAUGUUAGAACAAAGCUGAAGAUAGCCUAUGUUGAAGGAGCUGGACGAGGUGCUAUUGCCACAGAAGACCUUAAAGUUGGAGAUGUUGCUUUAGAGAUCCCAAUGUCCAUAGUCAUUUCUGAGGAGCUUGUGCAUGAAUCUGACAUGGGCUCUCUUCGAUCCAAACGUGAUUCAAUCUCAGGUGAAGUGGAUAUGGCGACUAAAAAUCCUAUUUUUACAUCCGUCAUCUCUAGAUCUCCUACUAUCACAUCGGAAAAAUUGAUUGGUAGUGAGAAUUAUCUCUCCUGGUCAGCGUUUGUGGAACUCUGGUUUAUGGGACAAGGUUAUGAGGAUCAUCUUGUUACACCUGAGGAUGCUAUACCUGAUGUUGACAAAGUGCAAUGGAAGAAAAUCGAUGCACAAUUAUGCAGCGUAUUAUGGCAAUCUGUUGAUCCCAAAAUUUUACAUCAUCUUCGUGCCUACAAAACCUGCUUUAAAUUUUGGACUCAGGCUAAAGGAUUAUACACGAAUGAUAUUCAACGAUUUUAUAAGGUGGUUUAUGAUAUUGUUCAUGUGAGACAGCAGGACAUGGAUCUGUCUACUUAUAUUGGCUGGAUUGCGUCUCUUAAGGAGGAGUUCUUAACUUUGAUGCCCUUCACUAAUGGUGUUGAAGCUCAACAAAUACAAACUGACAAGUUCUUUAUGGUGUUAACCCUCAUUGGCCUCCGUCCAGAUCUUGAGUAUGUCCGAGAUCAGAUUCUUGCUAGUUCAUCAGUACCAUCAUUGGAUGAUGUGUUUGCUCGUCUCUUACGCCUCUCCUCUACUCAGACCUUGUCGACUGAUGGUCCUUCAGAUUCAUCUGUGUUAGCCUCUCAGACUAACUCUCGAGGAGGACGUAGUGGCAAUCGGGGUCGAAGACAACGUCCUCAGUGCACCUAUUGUAAUAAGCUUGGUCACACUCAAGAUUGUUGCUAUCAGUUACAUGGACGGCCUCCUCGCACUGCCCACAUUGCUCAAUCAUUUGAUCCUCUGCUAUCUCGACCUGACUCCGUUGCGAGCUCCACAUCUCAGAGUAUCACCCUUACUGGUAGUGAUUAUGAUGCCUAUCUCCGAUAUCAAGCAACCACAUCAGCUUCUGUUACUUCUGUUGCCCAAACCGGUAAUGUCUCUGUCUACUUUACUCAGUCUCCUUCUCUUGACCCGUGGAUUCUAGAUUCUGGAGCAUCUGAUCAUAUCUCUGGUAAUAAACACAUUUUCUCCUCUAUUACUACUACCUCUGCCUUACCUACUGUUACUUUAGCUAAUGGUUCCCAAACUAUGGCUAAAGGUAUUGGUUUGACUCAUCCUCUCCCUUUCCUACCUCUCCAUUUUGUCCUUUAUGCCCCUGAGUGUCCUUUUAAUCUUAUUUCCAUCAGCAAAAUAACUCGCACUCUUAACUAUUCUAUCACUUUUUCUAAUAAAUCUGUGAUCUUGCAGGACCGGAGUACGGGGAAGACGAUUGGCAUAGGGCGUGAGUCUCAAGGCCUCUAUCACCUCACAUCACCUUCAUAUCCUGCAGCUUGCAUUUCCACCGAUGCUCUUCUUCUCAUUCACCAUCGUCUGGGUCAUCCUAGUCUCUCCAAGUUCCAGAAGAUGGUCCCUCGUUUUUCCACUUUGUCGUCGCUUGCGUGUGAGUCGUGUCAGCUUGGGAAAUAUACUCAUGUCUUGUUCCCAAAGUGUUUGAAUAAUCGGGCAAAGUCUCUUUUUGAACUUGUUCACACUGAUGUUUGGGGUCCGUGUCGGAUCGCAUCUACUUUAGGAUUUCAGUAUUUUGUCACUUUCAUUGAUGACUAUUCAAGAUGUAUUUGGUUAUUUUUAAUGAAAAAUCAAGCUGAGUUAUUCUCUAUUUUCCAGAAAUUUUAUGCUAAAAUCCAAACACAAUUCAAUGUUUCUAUUCGAGUGUUACGCAGUGACAAUGCUCGGGAAUAUUUUUCUACACCCUUUACUUCUUUUAUGUCCCAACAUGGGAUCCUCUAUCAGUCAUCUUGUGCUCAUACUCCUCAACAAAAUGGGGUUGCUGAACGUAAAAAUCGACAUCUUAUUGAGACAGCUCGUACCCUCCUUUUCCAUAGUCAUGUUCCUUUUCGUUUUUGGGGGAAUGCUGUUCUUACAACUUGUUACUUGAUUAAUCGUAUGCCCUCAUCUAUAUUACAUGACCAAAUCCCUCAUUCCCUCAUUUUUCCUACUCAACCUCUUUAUUUCCUUCCUCCUCGUGUCUUUGGCUAUACUUGUUUUGUUCAUACUCUCACACCUGGAUAGGACAAGCUCUCCGCCAAGGCUACAAAAUGCAUCUUCUUGGGAUACUCUCGACUUCAGAAGGGCUAUCGUUGUUAUUCCCCUGACAUUCAUCGUUAUUUUCUCUCCGCUGAUGUCACCUUCUUUGAGGACUCUCCAUUCUUCUCAUCCUCUGAAUCUCUUCCCAUUUCUGAAGUAUUGUCACUUCCGUAUAUAUCCCCCUCUUCAGAUGCGCUCUCUCGUCCUCUUCAGGUUUAUCAUCGUCGAAAUCGUGCUAUUGCUCCUCCUCUCUCUUCAGCUGAGGUACCUGAUGACUCACUUCUUGUCCCAUCGAUUUCUCCUACCCCGACCUUGUCAUCUACUGACCAUUUGCCUAUUGCUCUUUGAAAAGAUAAUCGAUCUACUCGUAAUCCUCAUCCUAUUUAUAAUUUUUUGAGCUACCAUCGAUUAUCUUCAUCCUAUUAUGCCUUUGUCUCUACUUUAUCCUCUGUUUUUCUUCCUAAGAGCACUAGUGAGGCACUUUCUCAUCCUGGGUGGCGACAGGCAAUGGUUGAUGAAAUGGCUGCUCUGCACUUCAGUGGCACAUGGGAUCUUGUUUCUUUACCUCCUGGUAAAUCUACAGUUGGAUGUCGUUGGGUCUACACUGUUAAAGUUGGUCCUGAUGGUCAGGUUGAUCGCCUUAAGGCUCACUUGGUUGCUAAAGGUUAUACUCAGAUUUAUGGUUGUGACUAUGGUGACACCUUCUCUCCUGUUGCCAAGAUUGCUUCUGUUCGCUUAUUUCUCUCCAUGGCAGCUAUGUAUCAUUGACCUCUUUAUCAGUUGGAUAUUAAGAAUGCUUUCCUUCAUGGUGAACUUCUCGAGGAAGUGUAUAUGGAGCAACCACCUGGUUUUGUUGCUCAGGGGGAGUCUGGUUUAGUGUGCAAGUUACGCCGCUCUCUAUAUGGCUUGAAAUAGUCUCCUUGGGCAUGGUUUGGGCGUUUUAGUUCAGUUGUUCAAGAGUUUGGAAUGUUUCGGAGUGAAGCAGAUCAUUCAGUUUUCUAUCAUCAUAACUCUUCAAGCCAGUGCAUCUAUUUGGUAGUUUAUGUGGAUGACAUUGUCAUUACAGGCAGUGAUCAGGAGGGUAUCCAAAGACUAAAGCAACACCUUUUCAACCACUUUCAAACCAAAGACUUGGGCAAACUCAAGUGCUUUCUGGGACUUGAAAUAACUCAAUACAGUUCAGGUGUGGUUAUGUCACAAAGGAAGUAUGCCUUAGACAUCUUGGAAGAAACAGGUAUGUUAGAAUGUAAACUUGUUGACACUCCUAUGAAUCCAAAUGUCAA
This is a messenger RNA of Vitis vinifera (wine grape), 4182 nucleotides long. Its product is annotated as retrovirus-related Pol polyprotein from transposon TNT 1-94. Gene Ontology annotation, biological process: DNA integration; peptidyl-lysine monomethylation. The transcript has 6 exons. Lineage: Eukaryota; Viridiplantae; Streptophyta; Magnoliopsida; Vitales; Vitaceae. Gene Ontology annotation, molecular function: protein binding; nucleic acid binding; protein-lysine N-methyltransferase activity. Gene Ontology annotation, cellular component: nucleus. The record is from RefSeq and is a predicted model, not a curated record. The coding region runs from base 86 to 2884 and encodes 932 amino acids.